UCAUUCUCUACUACGUCUUGUCCUCCCUUCACACCAUCUCUGAUACAGUGAUACAGUGAUACAGUGAUACAGCAUCAUCUCUCUGUCUCUGUCUCUCUCUCUCUUCAACCAAGCAACCAACACACACAAACAAACAAACAAACAGAAGAAAACACACAAAAAGUGCAACAAAAUAAAGAAAAGAAAAGAGCCAACACACACCACCACCACACAACAGUCUCACUCUGAGAGACAGCAAGCGAAACCAACAAGAACACAAUGCCUCCUUAUGCAACCCAGCCAUGACCAAACCCACAUCUCCUCUCACCCAAUGUCUUCCUCUUCCUCUUCCUCCUCCUCCUCCUCCUCCUCCUCCUCCUCUUACGACACCUCCAACUUUGUCGUCUCAUCCCAUCACUCCCCACCGUCCGAUGAAACCGACGACACCGCCACCAUCCUUACCCGUCUGAUUGACUCCGAGCCCAAUCACAUCCCCUCCCCAAACUACAUCUCCUGCCUCCGCGACCGUUCGAUCGACGUCACCGCUCGCCAGGAUUCAAUCAACUGGAUCUUAAAAGUCCACGCCCACUAUCGCUUCUCUCCCCUCACCGCCUUCCUCUCCAUCAACUACUUCGACCGCUUCCUCUCCUCCCAUUCUCUCCCGCAGCACAAUGGGUACUGGCCGUUUCAGCUGCUGUCUGUGGCCUGCCUGUCUUUAGCGGCGAAGAUGGAGGAGCCCAAUGUGCCCUUCAUUUUGGACCUCCAAAUCUUCGAGCCCAAGUUCGUGUUCGAGCCCAGAACGGUUCAGAGAAUGGAGCUACGGGUCAUGACCAUUCUCAACUGGAGGCUCCGAUCCAUUACCCCCUUCGAUUUCCUCCACCACUUCAUCGCCAACCUCCCCUCUUCUUCUUCCUCCUCCUCUCUCUUCUCAGCUUCCUCCGAUCUAAUUCUCAGCACCAUACGUGUGAUUGAUUUCUUGGGUUUUUCGCCUUCCACGAUUGCCGCGGCGGCGGUGCUCUGCGCCGCCAAAAAAAGCGUGGAUUUUGCGGCGGCGGAAGACCGUGAAGCGGCGUCGUUGUUCCACGAAAGAGUAAACAAAGAGAGGGCGAGAAGCUGUCACCAACUCAUGGAGGAGUAUCUGAUCGACACGUGUCCCUCGUCCCGCCAUAAAGAGCCCGUCUUUCGAACGGCGUCUUCAUCCCCAGCCAGCCCAGUCGGUGUGCUCGACGCGGCUGCCUGUGGAAGUUGCGACACUAGGUCAGAAAAUCCCGGCUCCACCGUUCAAGCCGAGCCGCCAGCAAAGCGGCUCCGACCCUCCUCUGCCGCUGAUGUACAGCCGCCGUAGAUAAAACAGAGACAGAGAAAUUAAAGACCCACCUAUUUAAAUUAAAUUAAAUCUGUCUCUAAUUUUUUGUCCUUAUAUUUUUUUUUGUCAACUCUCAUCAUGAUAAGAUGGACGGUUGGGAUUAGAGAUUAUAUUUAAUAUAAUUUUUAUAUAUUUUGAGGAC
This is a messenger RNA of Prunus avium (sweet cherry), 1487 nucleotides long. RefSeq names its product cyclin-D1-1-like. The record is from RefSeq and is a predicted model, not a curated record. NCBI's taxonomy places the organism in Eukaryota, Viridiplantae, Streptophyta, Magnoliopsida, Rosales, Rosaceae.